This is a messenger RNA of Physcomitrium patens, 1474 nucleotides long. RefSeq lists its product as uncharacterized. The record is from RefSeq and is a predicted model, not a curated record. Gene Ontology annotation, cellular component: plasma membrane. NCBI's taxonomy places the organism in Eukaryota, Viridiplantae, Streptophyta, Bryopsida, Funariales, Funariaceae.
UCUGGCCACCCACGCGGCCUCGCAACGCCUUCAAAUUCCCUGGCUGCGCCUCCACAUAUCACUCUUCCCAGUGCUCUGCAGUGCUGUAUCGAGGAGCUGCGAGCCAGGCGUGGUCGAAGUCCUCUCCUUGUGCUCCUAAGGAUUAGCGUCUUCUUCGCUCUGCGGCUCCCAGCUCUGGUUGCUUGCAAGUUCGAUCAGGUGAACAGCUUAUCGACAAUGAAGAUGUCUCGCGUGCUGUUCGGAAUCUUCGUCCUCGUGACGCUGGCUGUAGCGGUCACUGCACAGGAUUGUGCCUCGGCUCUCAAUGGUCCAGAGUUCGCCGAAUAUUCAGCUCAAAGGGAUGCCAUGAUGGCGAGUGGAGUUGCUUCUGAAGUCAUGGCACGGAAUUCCCUCACUCUUCUACUCAUCAAGAAUGGGCCAUUCGCCGGAUACGCGUCUUCGCACCCUGACUACACGACACAGAUGCUUGCUGAUGUUCUCAGGUACCACGUGCUUCUUACCUAUUACGACUCCGAAACCAUCAAGCAGGCCAACACCCUGAAUGCCGAUGGCGUAGUAACCACACUGUACCAAACUACAGGACGAGCUAACGGUAUGGAUGGAUUUGUAAACAUCACAUACAACCCUACUUCCAAUGUUGUGACAGUGAUGCCCUCGACUAUCGGAUCCACCACGAUGACCACCGUGGUCUCAUACCCAAAGGCUGUUCCCUACAACUGCAGCUACGUCGAAGUCAGCAAUGUCCUCGAACCCGUUGGCCUUAAAGCCGCUCAGUUGGCGCCAACUGCCCCUCCCACAACUGCUCCGACGCCUGCCCCCAUGAUGAUGGGACCAGUUGAAUCACCAAUGGAAGCUCCCAUGUCUUCCCCGAUGAUGGCACCACCAAUUGAAUCUCCCAUGGAGUCGCCAAUGGAGUCGCCAAUGGAGUCGCCAAUGAAGUCACCAAUGGAGUCACCAAUGGAGUCACCAAUGGAGUCACCAAUGGAGUCACCAAUGGAGUCACCUGUUGAAUCCCCUGCUGAAACCCCAGUCAUGAUGCCACCAAUGCCCGAUUUGGAGGGACCUGCGAUGGGACCAUCCUCCGCAGUCAGUGGUGCAUCACUUGUCAACUUCGACAUCGCCGCUUUGGUUGCGUCGGCUGUUGUGAUUGCCGCCAUCUUCUAGAUGGACUGUGUCUGCUGUUCACUAGUUCGUAGCGGUUAUUCAUUGCACUCCACAUUGGACGUGUUACGGACAGUGCCGUCGUUUCAGUACUCAGCGCUUAUUAUGACGUGUUUAUUGACGCGUUGAUGAGCAGCUUCGUACGGUAACGUCUUGGAAGACUGUAAACGUAUUGUAAUUGUGACUAGCGGUCGUGUAGUAUUAUUGAUGAUUGAUCGAUGAUUAGACUUUGUAGCAGAGUUGUGAUGGACGAGUAACUGGAUAAUUGACACAUUUGUAUUCUCUUGCAAUAAAAUGCGUGUUCAUUUAGUCA